Molecule: messenger RNA, 1492 nt
Organism: Saprolegnia diclina VS20
Lineage: Eukaryota; Oomycota; Saprolegniomycetes; Saprolegniales; Saprolegniaceae
Exons: 3
Coding region: 35-1408 (457 amino acids)
Molecular function (GO): calcium ion binding
Source: RefSeq, a predicted model, not a curated record
GUUCGGGCUGUGAUUACGCCGAUCUUGAAGGGACAUGGCGACAGGCGCCGACGCCAUCGGGUGGCGCGUCGAAGUCUUCUGGGAAGACGAGGAGCAAUGGUUCCAAGGUGUCAUCACAGAGUACUCGGAAGACGACGGCUACUACGUCUGCUACGACGAUGGCGACGAAAAGUGGCAGCCCAGUGCAGCACCGGACGCGAUGCGUUUCCUGGCCAACACGAUCGCUGUCGACGAUGCAAGCACCGAGCUAAAAGGCGCGUCGCCCGUGGCCGCGAGUCACGACUACUCGGAGGACGGGUUCGAAGACAAGCUCGAGAUUCCGAUUCCAUCGUCGUUGGAUGACGGCAACCCAUUGCUCGAAAGCGACGAAGAAGUAACACCAGAGCCCACCCCAAGAGAAGUGUCGGACACGCCACAGCAAGCCAGGGUCGCCGAACCACGGUGGACGGCGCCAGUCACAGCACCGCUCGCUCGCGCUCGGACAGCGCCAGCCAAGCCAACGCGCAAACCCGCGAGCAACUCCGUCUUCUUUAAAGACCGGGAAGAGCUGCAAGAGAUGCGCGCCAAGCUCGAGGCUACAAAAGCAGCGUUAACGGACGAGCUCGGGAAGCUCAAGGCGUCGCUCAAAGCUGCAGAUUCAACAUCUGCGCAGCUCAAACAGACCAUGUCGGAGCUCACUGCCAAGCUCACCGUCGCGCAGCUCCACCCUGCGACGGCCACGCCCAAUGCAUCGUCGAUGGACGAACGCAUGCUCGAGCUAACGACACGCAACCGCCAAAUGACUACCGAAAACGCAGAGCUCGCCACGACGAAACGCGAGAUUCAAGGACGCGUGGAUGCGCUCCGAGCAAAAGCAGAUGCGCUGAGCACCAAGUGGGCCAACGUACCCCAGAGGCACAAAAUCACGCUUGUCGAAGUGCAACUUGAGAUUGCACUUUUGCUGCAGCACAAGAAUAACUUGGAAGCAACGCUAGCGACGCGCAAGGUGCCGCCCAAGCCUACAACGACGGUCGAUGUUGACCACAAGGCCAAGCUGGCAGCCGCCGAUGCCCGGAUUUGGGACCUGAAGCGCGAGAGCCACGACUGGAAGCAGCGGUUCGAGCAAGAACAGGCGAAAGCGUCUGCGCUCGAUGCCCGGCGCGUGCACCUUGGCGAGCAACUUGCGCGGUUUCGGUCCUCGAAAGCUCUCUUGCGCCGCGCGUUUGAUCGAUGUGAUGGCAUUGGCAAUGGGACACUUACCCUCGACGAGACAGUGCAAGUACUGCGCUUGCUGUCGCCCGGCGACAACGGCGGCGACGACUUGGAGGCCUCGAUUCGCAUAUAUUUUGCGGCGGCCGACGCCAACCAUGACAGCGCAAUCGACUUCGACGAGUUUUGCAAGGCAUUUGAGCACCUCAUGACGGCAUAGUCGUCCGACUCGAGGUGACGUUCGAGAUCAAUUGAUAAAACACAGAAAACGCAGCCAAUUAUAAUGAAUAGAAACGAUUCACGG